AUGUCUUCCUCUCCUUCUCUUCGGAAGAGAGGCGGUAAGGGGGGCACUCCAGUGCCCUCCGAGGUCUCUUCGUCUGUUCCUACAGUCCAGGGUGUCACCCCCAAGCGCUCAGAAUGGGAUUAUCGGCUGGCCAUGACCGUUCUGACCGUGCUGGCAUUCAUCACCCGCUUCUAUAAGAUCUCCUACCCCAAUGAAGUCGUCUUCGACGAAGUCCAUUUCGGAAAGUUCGCUUCCUACUACCUGCAACGCACCUACUUCUUCGAUGUCCACCCUCCCUUCGGCAAGCUUCUUUUCGCCUUUAUGGGCUGGUUGGUGGGCUAUGACGGCCACUUCUUGUUCGACAACAUCGGCGACAACUACAUUGAGCACAAGGUCCCCUACGUUGCCCUUCGUGCCAUGCCUGCGACCCUCGGCGCCCUGACAAUUCCGGUGGUCUUUUUGAUCAUGUGGGAAUCCGGCUACUCGCUCCCCGCGUGCGUCCUCGCCGCUGGUCUGGUCCUCUUCGACAACGCGCACAUUGGUGAAGAUCGAUUGAUCCUUCUGGAUGCCACUUUGGUUCUCACCAUGGCUUUGAGCAUUCUAUGCUAUGUCCGUUUCUACAAGUUGCGGCACGAACCGUUUGGCCGGAAGUGGUGGAAAUGGCUCCUUUUGACCGGCGUGUCCCUCAGCUGCGUGAUCUCCACCAAGUAUGUUGGUGUCUUCACCUUCGUCACUAUCGGUGCUGCUGUCCUGGUUGACCUGUGGAACUUGUUGGACAUUCGACGCCCGAAUGGUGCCUUGAGCAUGUUCCAGUGGGGCCAGCACUUUGCCGCCCGCGCCUUUGCUCUGAUCAUCGUGCCUCUCUUCUUCUAUCUGUUCUGGUUCCAGGUCCACUUCGCCAUUCUCACCCGUUCUGGCCCCGGAGACGAGUUCAUGACCCCAGAGUUCCAGGAGACCCUCUCGGACAACGCCCUUUCAGCGCAGUCCAUUGGUGUCCAAUAUUACGACACCAUCACGAUCCGGCACAAAGAUACCAAGGUGUUCCUCCACAGUCACUGGGAGAAAUAUCCUCUGCGCUACGAUGACGGACGUAUCUCCAGCCAAGGCCAGCAGGUGACCGGAUAUCCGUUCAACGACACCAACAACGAAUGGCAAAUCCUUCCUGGAGUUCCCCUCCCGGAUGUUGAGCCUGAGGGUGGUCACGAUGUGCGCAAUGGCGACAUCAUUCAGCUCCGUCAUGUUGGUACUGAUACCAUCCUCCUGACGCACGAUGUUGCGUCUCCCUACUACCCGACCAACCAAGAAUUCACUACUGUCUCCCAAGAAUUGGCCAACGGUGAACGCCACAACGAUACUCUUUUCGAGCUCAAAAUUGAACACGGAAAGACGAAGCAGCCAUUCAAGACUCUCUCGAGCCAUUUCAAACUCGUCCAUGUCCCGACCAGGGUCGCCAUGUGGACACACACCACUCCCUUGCCGGAAUGGGCGUUCAAGCAGGCUGAAAUUAACGGUAACAAGAAUGUUCUGCAGAGCAGCAACCUCUGGUUCGCAGAUUCGAUCGAGUCGUUGCCCGAGGACAGCCCUCGAAGAUUCAAGGAAGAACGCAAGGUCAAGCACCUGUCGUUCCUCCGCAAAUACGUGGAGCUUCAGCGGGCCAUGUUCUUCCACAACAACGCUCUCACCAGCAGCCAUCCUUAUGCCAGUGAGCCCUUCCAGUGGCCCUUCCUUCUCCGCGGUGUCAGCUUCUGGACCAAGAACGACACUCGGGAGCAGAUCUACUUUUUGGGUAACCCCAUUGGUUGGUGGAUUGCCAGCAGUCUGCUGGCGGUGUUUGCUGGCAUCAUCGGUGCUGACCAAUUGUCUCUUCGGCGCGGCAUUGAUGCCGUGGAAGAAAUCUGGGGUCUUGGCGCCCGUUCUCGCUUGUAUAAUAGCACAGCAUUCUUGUUCCUGUGCUGGGCUGCCCACUACUUCCCCUUCUGGCUCAUGGGACGCCAGCGCUUCCUGCACCACUAUCUGCCUGCCCACGUCGCGUCAUGCUUGGUGACCGGCGCUCUGGUCGAGUUUAUCUUCAAUGUUCAGCCAGUCCAAUCUCUCAAGCCGGAUGCGGACGACUCGACUGGCAAAUCGAAGGUGUCCGCUCGUCCCCGGCAUUUCAUCACUGCUGACGAGCGGAUGGGGCGCAAGUCGCUGGUUGCCGGCUGGAUCGCGUCUCUGGUGAUCCUCGCGGCUACGAUCUGGGGAUUCUGCUUCUACGCUCCCCUCACGUACGGAACUCCUGGCCUGGAUGUGGCUGGCGUAAACGCGCGCCGCUGGCUGGGCUAUGAUCUGCACUUUGCCAAGUAA
Aspergillus terreus NIH2624 is the source of this 2322-nucleotide messenger RNA. It is a transcript of the gene pmt4, whose product is annotated as dolichyl-phosphate-mannose-protein mannosyltransferase. Gene Ontology annotation, cellular component: membrane; endoplasmic reticulum. Gene Ontology annotation, biological process: protein O-linked glycosylation via mannose. The coding region runs from base 1 to 2322 and encodes 773 amino acids. The transcript has 3 exons. NCBI's taxonomy places the organism in Eukaryota, Fungi, Ascomycota, Eurotiomycetes, Eurotiales, Aspergillaceae. Gene Ontology annotation, molecular function: dolichyl-phosphate-mannose-protein mannosyltransferase activity. The record is from RefSeq and is a predicted model, not a curated record.